UACAAUAAAUAUAUAUAAAGUCAAAGUUGAUGAACGUUUUGUUAGCUGCCCCUUCAAUUUCUCCAUAUUUUUCUUCUUCAGUGUACUUCUGAUCGGAUCUCAGUUUAACAGUUUUGUUCUAAGCUACAAGAUUCGAUCUUUUUGUUAUUUUUGUUGAGAGGGUACGGUUGCGAGAUUGUGUGGAGUGGGGAGUUUUUAUUUUUGGCUGAUUCGCGAAGAGAAAGGAGAGAAUGAGGAAGGCGGUAGUCGGAGCGGCGGUGGUGGGGGCGGCGGCGGCCUGCGCCGUGGCGGCUCUGGUGGUGCGCCACCGCAUGAAGAAAUCUAACAAGUGGGCACGGGCCAUGGCCAUUCUCCGCGAAUUCGGGGAGAAGUGCGCCACCCCCAACGCGAAGCUCAGGCAGCUGGCCGACGCCAUGACGGUGGAGAUGCACGCCGGACUCGCCUCCGAGGGCGGCAGCAAGCUCAAGAUGCUCAUUAGCUACGUCGACAAUCUCCCCACUGGUGAUGAGGAAGGAGUGUUCUAUGCCUUGGAUCUUGGUGGGACGAAUUUCCGCGUGUUGCGAGUGCAGUUGGGAGGGAAAAAUGGUGGCAUUACUAGUCAAGAAUUCGCUGAAGCAUCUAUACCCCCUAAUCUUAUGGUUGGCAGUGGAGAGGCCCUCUUUGACUUCAUUGCGGAAAAGCUUACAAAGUUUAUAGCUGAAGAAGAACAGAAGUUCCACCAACCUUCCGGAAAGCAGAGGGAGCUAGGUUUUACUUUCUCGUUCCCUGUAAUGCAGACUUCAAUUAAUAGUGGGGAUCUUAUUAGGUGGACGAAAGGGUUCUCUAUUGAUGAUACGGUUGGCAAAGAUGUGGUUGCGGAACUAACAAAAGCCAUUAAGAGAAAAGGUGUUUUUCUGCGGGUGGCAGCUCUGGUUAACGAUACUAUUGGGACAUUAGCCGGGGGUAGAUAUUCGAACAAGGAUGUAUCUGUUGCGGUGAUCUUGGGUACUGGAACUAAUGCUGCAUACGUAGAGCGGGCCCAGGCAAUCCCGAAGUGGCAUGGUCCUCUUCCUAAAUCGGGAGAGAUGGUUAUCAACAUGGAGUGGGGUAAUUUUAGGGCAUCACAUCUGCCUUUUACCGAGUACGAUCAAGCACUGGAUUCUGAAAGUUUAAAUCCCGGGGAACAGAUAUUCGAAAAGAUGACAUCUGGCAUGUAUUUGGGUGAUAUUCUAAGGAGAGUUCUGCUUAAAAUGGCUGAAGAAGCUGCCUUCUUCGGUGAUGAGGUCCCUUCAAAAUUAAAGACUCCAUUCGUAUUGAGGACACCUGAAAUGUCAGCUAUGCAUCACGACACAUCGCCUGAUCUGAAGGUGGUUGGUGAGAAACUGAAAGAUAUUUUAGAGAUACCGAAUACCUCCUUUAAAAUAAGGAGAGUAGUGGUUGAGCUGUGCAACAUCAUUGCGAUACGCGGGGCACGGCUUGCAGCUUCGGGGAUUCUGGGCAUCCUGAAAAAGAUGGGACGAGAUGCGCCGAGAGAAGGCGGGCCCGUGAAGACCGUGAUCGCGAUGGAUGGCGGGCUAUACGAGCACUACACCGAAUACAGCAGGUGUUUGGAGAACUCUUUGUAUGAUUUGGUGGGAGAGGAAAUGGCACCACACAUUGUGUUUGAGCUCUCAAAUGAUGGUUCUGGGAUUGGUGCUGCUCUCCUCGCGGCCUCCCAUUCCUACUAUGCUGAUGAGCAGAUUGCCUAAAAUAAAAGAAGUUUGAUGCACAACUGUUUUCGCCAUUGCCAAUUUUCGAUUCUUUUAAACUUUUCUUGUCUGUUAGUUUAGGAAAAAUGUUGGAAACCCAACAUAUGUAUUCAAGAACUUUAGGUUUCAUUGUAGAUUACUGCCAUUUUUAUGAGCUCCAUAACUCUCUUUCUGCUGAAAAACCUUUCAUCAGGAUAUAAUAAAGUGGAAAGUUUUGAAUC
Molecule: messenger RNA, 1948 nt
Organism: Ipomoea nil (Japanese morning glory)
Lineage: Eukaryota; Viridiplantae; Streptophyta; Magnoliopsida; Solanales; Convolvulaceae
Product: hexokinase-2-like
Exons: 9
Coding region: 231-1727 (498 amino acids)
Biological process (GO): intracellular glucose homeostasis; glycolytic process; glucose 6-phosphate metabolic process
Cellular component (GO): mitochondrion; cytosol
Molecular function (GO): fructokinase activity; ATP binding; D-glucose binding
Source: RefSeq, a predicted model, not a curated record